GUCUUCUUCUUCUUCUUCCUUCCUUCCUCCUCUUCCUCUCCGCUCUCGCUCCUCUCUCUCUCUCUCUCUCUCUCUCUCUCUAGCGCGACAAUGGCAGCAACGGCUCUCUCCACGCUCGCCUCCCGCUCUCCGUCCGCUCACCCCGCGCCCCUCUCCUCCGCUCGCUCCCUCAGAGCCCAGCCCUCCGCCCUCCAAUUCCCCCUCCGGCCCUCCCCGAUCACCCGCCUGGCGCGCCGCCCCACAACCGCCGUCCGCCCCGUCGCCGCCGUCGAGGCCCCCGAGAAGAUCGGGAAGCUCGGCGACGAGAUCUCCGACCUCACCCUCGCGGAGGCCCGCGCCCUCGUGGACUACCUGCAGGACAAGCUGGGCGUGUCCGCGGCCGCGUUCGCCCCGGCGGCGGUGGCCGUGGCGCCGGGGGCCGGGGGCGACGCGGCGGCGGCGGCCGUGGAGGAGAAGACGGAGUUCGACGUGGUGAUAGAGGACGUGCCGAGCUCCGUGAGGAUAGCGGUGAUCAAGGCGGUGAGGGCGCAGACGAGCCUGGCGCUCAAGGAGGCCAAGGAGCUGAUCGAGGGGCUGCCGAAGAAGUUCAAGGAGGGAGUGUCCAAGGACGAGGCGGAGGACGCGAAGAAGCAGCUCGAGGAGGCCGGUGCGAAGGUCGCCAUUGUUUAGGGAAGGACCCAAUUCGAGGCGAUUGAUACAGAGCCGAUAGGAAGCGAUGGUCUUUUAGGGUUUAAAUCGAAGUGUGAUUUGGUGAGAGGGUUUAGUGUAGUUAUAGUGGGAAGGAAAUGAUUGUUCAUGGGGGGCCUGAGCUGAUGUUGUAUUUGCAUUUGUAAUGAGGAAUUUCACUUGUGCGAAUCUUCAAAUUCUUUUCUCUUUUACCGUUC
Eucalyptus grandis is the source of this 884-nucleotide messenger RNA. RefSeq names its product 50S ribosomal protein L12, chloroplastic-like. The coding region runs from base 91 to 669 and encodes 192 amino acids. The transcript has a single exon. Gene Ontology annotation, biological process: translation. Lineage: Eukaryota; Viridiplantae; Streptophyta; Magnoliopsida; Myrtales; Myrtaceae. Gene Ontology annotation, cellular component: ribosome. Gene Ontology annotation, molecular function: structural constituent of ribosome. The record is from RefSeq and is a predicted model, not a curated record.